CGCAGAGGCAUACACUGUCGCUCGGGAUCYGCAGAAGAAGCAUCCGGAGCUAGAAGCAGCAGUAGCAGCAUCGUCAUCAGCAGCAACAUUCACCAAAACGACAACAGCGAGAAGAUGGCGACCAAGAUCGUUGUCGUCCACGGAGGCGAACUCGCGAGGGACGUGGCKGAACAAAUCGAGGCGCUCCGACCGAAGGAAUGUGGGACCGUCGAGGUCACUCUCCGCUGCGCCUCGGAACGGCCCAAAACCCUGCUAGACUACAAAACAGGCAGGGGCGGCGACGACGAAAAAGUAGUCCUCUGCUUCAUCCUGCAGACGAUCGAGAACGCCGCCCCCACCGAGGAGGGGGGUUCCGUCCUGCGCUUUUUCAAGCGAAAGACGCACCCSGGCGACCUCCUCGAAAGUCCUGCUCUGUCCUUUGCCGUUCUUGGGUUGGGCGAUUCGAACCUGCUGCUGGAUCGGCAGACGACGGCGGCCAAGGACUGCAACCAGGCCGCGGAGCAGCUGGAUGCGAGGCUGGCUGCUCUGGGGGGKACCCGAAGGUGYCCCCUGGGGAUGGCCGACGAGCGGACGGGAUUGACGGAGGUCGAACCCUGGAUCAAGGACGUCUUUUGGAAGAGCUUUGUAUCACCGUAGUGUAACAAAGCGCAUCGCUAACA
Molecule: messenger RNA, 659 nt
Organism: Pseudo-nitzschia multistriata
Lineage: Eukaryota; Bacillariophyta; Bacillariophyceae; Bacillariales; Bacillariaceae
Source: the annotation of a GenBank genome assembly